This is a messenger RNA of Mytilus californianus (California mussel), 5514 nucleotides long. Its product is annotated as Golgi apparatus protein 1-like. The transcript has 25 exons. The record is from RefSeq and is a predicted model, not a curated record. Gene Ontology annotation, molecular function: fibroblast growth factor binding. Gene Ontology annotation, cellular component: Golgi membrane. Lineage: Eukaryota; Metazoa; Mollusca; Bivalvia; Mytilida; Mytilidae. Bases 6 to 3596 code for a protein of 1196 amino acids.
UCAAAAUGGAGACCACAAGUCGACGUGUACUUCUGUUUUUAUUAUUAAGUGUUUUCAUUGUCCCUGUCUUUUGUCAGGAUCAUGACAACCUACACGGAAAUCAUGCACAGAAUGGCGAACGAGUCAACCCCAAAUUCAAACCCAUACUAGAGCACCAUGGUGCACAAUUAGGUACCGACAAGGAUGCUCCUGGUGUUCACCAGGUUGGAGUGAAUCAAGAACUUUUGAGACAACAGAGACCUUUAGGAUCUGGAAAGGUGCAGGAAGGCCAGUUACCUAAAGGAAGACCAAAACAUUUUCCACAGUUCAAACUGUCGGAACAACUACAGUGUAGAGAGGACAUCAAGAAAUUCUGCAACCCCAAAAUAGCUGAUAACAACUUCGAAGUCAUUGACUGUCUACAAAGUGAUGAAAAGAUUGCAGAUGAAGUAUCUAUAGAUUGCCAACAUCUUCUUUGGAACUAUAAGAAAAAUUUGACCAAAGAUGACAGAUUUGAAAUGGUUGCAAAUGAUGUCUGUAAGGAUGAUCUGCCACAGCUACAAGAGUGCAAUCAAUUGCCAAAGGGUAGCGGACAAAUAAUUCCAUGUCUGGUUGACAAUUAUCAGUCAGUUCAAGCAAAAGAAUGUCGCAGAUACCUAGAAAAAAUGUCUAAAAUUGUCUUCAGCGACUAUUCGUUGAUAUAUAAGUUCGCUGAUGCAUGUCAUGAUGAUAUCCAGAGAUUUACAUGUGGAAGAUUAGAAACUGUAGAAAAAGAGGACUCUGUACACAGGCAAGGAGCAGUUCUUGAAUGUCUCGUGAGGAACAUAACUAAACUGUCACAACAAUGUAAACAUCAGCUUCUACGAGUGGCCGAACUACAGUCAGAUGACUAUCACAUGGAUAGACCUUUAUAUUAUGCAUGUCGGGAUGCCAGGGAACAUUUCUGUCAAAAGACACCGUCUGGCAAUGGAAGAGUUUAUGAAUGUUUGUUUAAACAUAAGAUGGAUCCAGAUAUGCCAAUACAGUGUAAAGAAAAGUUACAAAGAAGACAGAGAGAAAUAGCUGAAGAUGUCAAAGUAGAAAAAAAGUUCUAUGUUGCUUGCCGCAAAGACAUACAAAAAUAUGAAUGUUUUAAACAUGGUCAAACUAAGGAUCCUGAUACAAAGAGGGCAACUGUACUUAUCUGUCUGGAGGAUAAUAUGAAACAAGAUGCAGAAAUUACACCAGAAUGUUUAGCAGAAAUGAAUGAAGUUAGACAAACAUUAUUGAGUGAUUAUAAGAUUAAUCCAGAACUAAUUGCUAAUUGCGAACAUGAAAUUAAAGCUUGUUUAAGCCAAGACAAUGAUGACAAGCUGGAGGAAGGACAAGUAGUCCAUUGUCUAAUGGAUAAGGCACGGACCAAAUCGAGGAAGAAGGCCCCUGAUAAUAGCGAACCAAUGUCUCCACAAUGUCAACGUGCUGUAGAAGAUUUAUUGUUAGAGGCUGAUGUAGGCAGUAACUUCCAGAUGGACAAAGUUCUCAUGAAAGCUUGUAUGCCAGUUGUACAGACAGCAUGUAGAAAUAUUCAGGCAGGAGAUGCCAGAAUAUUGAAUUGUCUGAUGGAAAAGAUAGACGAUGAUGUGAUGACCGAUGAAUGUGAAGAGAGACUCAUGGAAAUACAAUACUUUGUUAUGAGAGAUUGGAGAUUAGAUGCUAACCUUUUCAAACACUGUCAUGAAAAUGCCAAGACCCAUUGCAACGCCUCUCCUCAUUGGAACGAUAUGAAAUCCACUAAUGUUGACAACUGGGGAUUAGUUUUACCCUGUCUAUAUCGACACAUGAAAUCUGAAGACCCACAUACCCAGCUUUCACGAGCAUGUAAACAUGAGAUGAAGAGGGUGAUGAGGAAUAGAGCUAGAAAGAUAGAACUUGACCCUGAAAUAGAGGAAAAUUGUGUCACAGAUCUAGGAAGAUUGUGUUCGGACCAGGAAAAAGACAUUGCCAAAGGAGAUGAACUAUCAUGUUUACAAGACAACUAUGAUGAGUUAACAGAAGCAUGUGCUAAUGUAGUUGGUAACAUUACAGAAGAUGAGGACACUUACCUUGACCUUGAUGUUGUCUUAGUCAAAUCUUGUACACCAAUGUUGAAGCUCUUCUGUUCAGAGGAGUUAGAAGAAGAAGAAGAUGAAGAUGUGGUCAUGCAAUGUUUGAUACAACAUAAACAUCAUCAGAAAAUGGAUCCUAAAUGUUACGCAGGAAUAGAACAUCACCAACUUAUAUCUAUGAAGAAUUAUGAAUUCUCACAUAAAUUUAAAGAAGCAUGCAAAAAAUCUGUGAAGCAGUUCUGUCCAAAUGUAAAAAGAAAAGGUGAUGUUGUGACCUGUUUAAGUGAACAUGUAAGAAAUGAUACACUGAGAGAAUCUGAGCACAGAAUUGAUAAAAGUUGUAGAAGACAACUUAGAUUUGAAUCUAUGCAGAGGGGUGAAGAUAUUAAAUUGGAUGAAAAAUUAGAUAAAGCAUGUACUGAUGAUGUUCAGAAUUUCUGCUCCAAGGUUAAACAUGGUAAUGCUAAGGUUAUUGAAUGUUUGAAAGCACAUCAACAAAAGCUGUCGAAGAGGUGUCAUAAAGUUUUGUUUAAAAGAGAAAAAGAAGAAGUAAAAUUGGAUGCUGAUUAUAAACUGCACCAUGUUUGUAAAGGGAUGAUAAAGCAAUACUGUACAGAUGGGGAUCCUGAUAUAGUAACAUGUUUAGUUGGUCAUAAACAUGAUCCUAACUUUGAUGCAAGCUGUCGGGAGAUACUGGUCAGAAGACAGAUCACUAAAAAUAGAGAUUACAGACUAAAUCCUACUUUACGGAAGGAAUGCAGUAUGGAUAUCAGAAAGUUCUGUACUGAUAUUGUAGAGAGAGCUGCACCAGACCAAGAAAUGAGUGGUCAAGUUAUUUUAUGUUUAAGAAGACAAUUUGUUAAAAAGAAUUUGUCUGGUAGAUGUACAGAUGUAAUAAGAGAUGUCAUUAAAGAAUCAGCAAUGAAUUAUAUGGAGGAUGUAGCAUUGGCUAAUGCUUGUGAGAGUGAGAUAAAACAACACUGUGAUCCUGAGCAUCAGAAGGCAUUACAAGGAGCUGGAGAAAGAGACUCUAAUAGUGUUCUCCAAAUGUCUCAAGACGACAGUAAAGGAGAAGUUCAGCAAUGUUUAAUGAACAAAUUUAAAGAGCGAUUAAUAAAAAAUACAGAAUGUAAACAGCAAAUUGCGAGAAUUAUCCAGGAAUCUGAGAUAGAUAUUAACAUAGAUCCAAUAUUACAUACUGCUUGUCAGAAAGAUUUACAUAAAUUUUGUACAGAUGUAGAGGCUGGUGAAGGUAGAAAAAUGACAUGCCUUUUACAAGAAUAUGAAGACCAUCCCAAUAGACUGGAUAAAAGAUGCCAUGAACAAUUAAAACGUAGAAAAGAUUUGUGGGAAAUGUCAGUGCAGGUUGCUCCAGUUGAAAGUGUAAAUGAAUUAGUAGCACAAAUUUCAUCUUCACCUGCAAAAACCUAUCUUCUUGGAGUUAUUUGUUCAAUAAUAGGUGUUAUAUUUCUAAUAGGAAUUACCUGUGGACGAGUGACUAAACGUGUAUCAAAAGAAAAUAAAAUGAAAUAAAAUUACCAUUGUUAUACUAUAAUUAAAAAUACCAUGAAAAUAAGUUAAAAAAUUGUAGGGUUUGGGCUUUAUCUCAUUCUUCAUUCUGAACAAAUACCAUGCACAGAUAAAAUUUCAGGCAUAUGCUCUUUUUCAACUUGGAAUAUUGGUGAUGUGGGCAAUUUCAGAUAAACAUGUGAAGUACUCAACAAAGCACUAAAAAAAAAUUCAAAUUAUUUGGUAUUUUUUAUAUUUAUUGAAAAUAGCAUUUAUAAGUAAAGAUGUUCAAUCCACCCUUUGUUAUAUUUGACAUUUUCCUAAUACUUUGCAUGAUUAAUUGAACAGCUCUGAUGGUCAUGUACAUGCUGGUAUAUUGUUUUUCAUGAAAUCUUAUUUUUCAUUAUUUUGACAGCAGUUUUUAAAACUUUUCCAUCCUUUUUAUUCUGCUAAAACAUUCCAUCAGAUCACCUGGGUACUUUCCAUUAUAUAACAUUACAGUACAUCCAAUAGAAUUAUUAUCAUGGUAUUUUUAUGUAAAUUUCAUUAAAUUUUAUUUUUUUAUGUCUUUCCAUGGGUAUAUAAAUUUCAUAUUUUUUCUGUAUUGCAUUAAUUUGUUAGUGGGAAAUUAUUUAUAAUAUUUAUUGUGGCAUAAGACAGUGCUCUUUUUUUAAUUUGAAACCAGAAAACUACUAAAUUUGACAAAUUUAGAAUUUCGAUUAUAAUUUAUAACUUCAUACAAGGAUAUUUCCAGUUGACUAAACAGAAGAAUAUUUAUAAUCCAUUAUAUUUGCUUAAAUCAUGUUGGUUUCAAAGUGUAGUCUGUUUUGUAUAAAUAUCAUGUCCAGAUUAUACUACUAUGUUGACUGGUUAUUUCAGUAUAUAGUCUGUGCAUUUAACUUUUUCCUAACAUCACAAACACUUAUUUUAAGAUAAUAUUAUUGGACCUCAUUAUGAUAUAGACAGAUUUGAAUUAUGUUGAUGAUAGUUAAAAUAAAAAUUAUUAGUAAGAACAAAACUCAUAAAUUUUGAUUCAUUUGCAUUAUUUUGCUGAUCCAAUGGUAAUGCUUUGCUUUGAUAUUUAAUCUUUUGAAGUAUGUUCAUUAAUAAAUGUUAAUUUUUAGUAGAGAUUUUCAUAUAAACUUUGAAUUAGUUGCUGUAUGUCAAUGAUAUUUGGUAUGAUGAUUAUAACUACAGGCUGAAUUGUGAAUAGUUGGUAGUUUUGGUAUUUCUAGUUACUGAUACUCUUGAAACAGUUGUAAUAUGUUGAUGAUAUUUCAUAUGAAUAAGAGUGACACUGAGGAAAUUUGAAUUACUUGAAAUGUGUGGAUGAUUUUUGGUAUGAUGUUGGUCUAUAACUAGAUAAUGAUGGAAAUUUAGAAUCUCUUGAAGUAUGUUAAUGAUAUGUGGUAUAGGGAUUGUUAUGUGAAUGAUUCAUAUAAAUGUGAUAUCAGCAUAGUCCAGAAUUAGUUGGUAUUAACUGGUGUUAUUUCUGAACCCCCGAAUAAUACUUCAUUAUAUAGUACUUGCCAUAACUGUAAACCACCAGAGUAGUGUAAAUAAGUCAAGGUCUCAAAAUUUAUAUAUUUCUCUAAGCAUAUCUCUGUAUGAACAAAAUAAAAUUUAUCAAAACCUUUUAAACCAAAGUUGUAAAACCAAAUAACCUUUUUAUUAGGUAUUGUGGUAGUUUUAGUGAUAUGUAAUAUGUAUUGUACAGAUUCAGAAAUACUUGUAUUUGUGUGAAAUGGAACAGUUAGUCAGAUUCUGUUAAUUUUGACAAUUUUUGAGUUUUAAGGGUAAUGCAUAAUAUUUUGUAAUUAUUUUCACUGCUUUUUUUAUAUCCCAAUUUAAGUCAAGGGUAUUUCCCAGACUGGAAUUAAUUAUUUCCAUGAAUUUUUAAAUGCCAUGAAUUUACUAUUAUUGCAAAUAGAUUAUCAGUUAA